Molecule: messenger RNA, 1659 nt
Organism: Lactuca virosa
Lineage: Eukaryota; Viridiplantae; Streptophyta; Magnoliopsida; Asterales; Asteraceae
Source: the annotation of a GenBank genome assembly
UGCUCCAAACACCUAGCUCACACACAACGCAGGGAUAUUAACAAGGACAAGAAACUCCUGAAACCUCUAUCCCAAACUUUUUAGGGUUUUCAAAGUCGGCAACAGAACCUAUCUGCUUUGAUCUUUGCUUUCUCGGUUUUCAAUCCUUAUUUUGCUUCAUCAGUUCAUUAAAUCUGAUAAAGAUUUUCCAAAAAUGGGUUACGGUUGCGAUUACUGUGGCGAGGCAAAAUCGAUGGUGUAUUGUCGACCAGACGAAGCUUACUUAUGUUUAUCGUGUGAUCGUUAUAUUCAUUCCGCAAACGCAUUAUCAAAACGCCAUUCAAGAACACUCGUAUGUGAUAGAUGCAAUUCAAAACCAGCAUUCGUUAGAUGUGUCGAUGAAAAACUCUCACUUUGUCAAAAAUGUAACUGGGACGGUCACACCGGUUCUAAUUCCGAUUCCGGUAGCCAUUGUCGGCAAAUGUUAAAUUGCUACUCCGGCUGCCCAUCGGCGGUGGAACUAUCUUCCAUCUGGUCGUUCAUGUCAGUCGAUAGUUUAUUUGGAACUAAAGAAACAUCAGUCGCUGAAUCCAUUUCUCACAAUUCACAUGCUACAAAGAGAUAUGAUGUUCAAGUUCAACCCACAUGCAGUAAUGCAGCUUCAUUUGAUUCAUUAAGAAGCUGCAAAACAGAACCACCACACGUUUGUUAUAAACCACAUUCCACUAUUUCAUUUUCAAGCCUCACUGGAGAAAGCAAUACACGUGAUUAUAAAGAUUGUGGGGCUUCAUCUAUGUUUCUCAUGGGUGAGCCACCAUGCUGCACCCUGGCUCACGAUAGCACUACUCCUUCAGGUAUCAGAAACGAUACGGUUCUUCCUUACAAGGAAAAAAAGAAAACCCGGAAAUGUGAGAAGAGAGUAAGAUAUGCUUCACGAAAGGCAAGAGCGGAUGUUAGAAAGCGCGUGAAAGGGAGUUUUGUGAAAGCUGGUGAUGCGUAUGAUUAUGAUCCCAUGAGUCAAACCAGAAGCUAUUGAGAAUUUGAGACUAUAUAUAGGCCUUAGAUAUAUGGCCUUAAAUAAGCUGGUGAUGCGUAUACUUAUGAUCCCAUGAGUCAAACCGAGAAUUUGAAACUAUAUUAUUUAAGACCAUAUAUCUAAGGCCUAUGUUUGGAAAAAAAAAAAAUAAGCUAGCUUAUAAUAUAGUCUCAAAUUCUCAAUAGCUUCUAGUUUGACUUAUGGGAUCAUAAGUAUACGCAUCAUCAGCUUAUUUAAGGCCAUAUAUAUCUAAGGCCUAUGUUUGGAAAAAAAAAAGCUAGCUUAUUGUAAUUUAGUAUUUGGUAAAGCAAUAAAAGUAGUUUAUUAUAAUUUAUAAAGUAGUUUAUAAGCUAGUUUGCUAAACACUACGUAAGUCUUUCAAGGAAAGAAGAUUGGUCAAACCGAGGGAAAACUUAAAACAAGAUUGGUUAGAUCAAUUGAAGACCGAGGGAAAAAUCAAGAUUUGCCAUGAAAGAUGGGAUCUUGAUUUUUGACAUGAUCUACCAACAAAAAGGAGUAAAUUUCUUAUACUCUUUUAAAAAAAGCAUGUUGUGAUAAUCGGCAUGAUUUGUGAGGGAUGAGAUGAAGAUGCUUGUAAUAUUGCAUGUGAUUAUCGAUGUAUUGACAUAAACAAAGAAUUUGGG